Molecule: messenger RNA, 6431 nt
Organism: Castor canadensis (American beaver)
Lineage: Eukaryota; Metazoa; Chordata; Mammalia; Rodentia; Castoridae
Gene: Immt
Product: inner membrane mitochondrial protein
Biological process (GO): cristae formation
Cellular component (GO): MICOS complex
Source: RefSeq, a predicted model, not a curated record
AGAGCCGCCGGGUCUCUGAGAGGGAAGGAGGCUGCGCGUGCGCAGUGGCGUUGGCUGCGCUUCCUGUGCGCCCGGCACAGAGGCAGUACGGUCGCGAGCACGCACGCAAGCACGCACGCGCGCCCUCCUUGACUUCUGCCGCCCCAGCAGCUCCAGUGUAUACCACCAACGCCGUCCAUUCGGCCAAGAUGCUGCGAGCUUGUCAGUUGUCUGGCGUGACCUCCACUGCUCAGAGUUGUCUCUGUGGGAAGUUUGUUCUCCGUCCAUUGCGACCAUGCCGUAGAUACUCUACUUCAAGAAGUUCUGGGUUGACUGCUGGCAAAAUUGCUGGAGCUGGCCUUUUGUUUGUCGGUGGAGGUGUUGGUGGCACAAUCCUGUAUGCCAGAUGGGAUUCCCAGUUCCGGGAAAGUGUUGAGAAAACCAUACCUUACUCAGACAGACUCUUUGAGGUGGUUCUUGGUUCUGCACCUUAUAGUGUUCCAUUGCCAAAGAAGCCGAUUCAGUCUGGUCCACUAAAAAUCUCUAGUGUCUCAGAAGUAAUGAAGGAAUCUAAACAGCCUGCCUCACAAGUCCAAAAACAGAAAGGAGACACUCCAGCUUCAACAACAGCAGGUGAUGCGCUUUCUGUCCCAGCUCCUGCAGUUCAGCAUGAGGAACCUGCAAAAACUGAUCGCCUUGAAAUUGGUGAAGGAAAACCCACAUCUGUAACUUCAGAGGAAGCAUCUUCAUCUAUAAGAGAGCGACCACCAGAAGAAGUUGCAGCUCGCCUUGCACAACAGGAAAAACAAGAGCAAGUUAAGAUUGAGUCUUUAGCCAAGAGCUUAGAAGAUGCUCUGAGUCAAACUGCUUCCAUCACUCUGCAGGCAAUUGCAGCCCAGAAUGCUGCAGUCCUAGCCAUCAAUGCACACUCCAACAUAUUGAAGGCAGCCAUGGAUAAUUCUGAGAUUUCAGGUGAAAAGAAGUCUGCUCAGUGGCGCACAGUGGAGGGUGCUUUGAAGGAACGCAGAAAGGCAGUAGAUGAAGCUGCCGAUGCCCUUCUCAAAGCCAAAGAAGAGUUAGAGAAGAUGAAAGGUGUAAUUGAAAAUGCAAAGAAAAAAGAAGUUGCUGGGACCAAACCUCAUAUAACUGCCGCAGACGGCAAACUCCACAACAUGAUAGUUGAUCUGGAUAAUGUGGUCAAAAAGGUCCAAGCAGCUCAGUCUGAGGCUAAGGUUGUAUCUCAGUAUCAUGAGUUGGUGGUUCAAGCCCGGGAUGACUUCAGGCGGGAGCUGGACAGUAUUACUCCAGAAGUUGUUCCUGGGUGGAAAGGGAUGGGCAUUUCUGACUUAGCUGAUAAGCUGUCUACUGAUGAUCUAAACUCCCUGAUUGCUCAUGCACAUCGUCGCAUUGACCAACUAAAUAGAGAACUAGCACAACAGAAAGCCAUAGAGAAGCAGCACAUUGCAUUAGCCUUGGAAAAACAAAAGCUGGAAGAAAAGCGGGCAUUUGACUCUGCAGUGGCUAAAGCAUUAGAACACCACAGAGGUGAAAUACAGGCUGAACAGGACAGAAAGGUAGAGGAAGUCAGAGAUGCUAUGGAGAAUGAAAUGAGAACCCAGCUUCGCCGACAAGCAGCUGCCCACACUGAUCAUUUACGAGACGUCCUUCGGGUGCAAGAGCAGGAACUGAAGUAUGAAUUUGAGCAGGGUCUGUGUGAGAAACUUUCUGAAAAAGAAUUAGAGUUUCGUCGUCUCAGUCAAGAGCAAGUUGACAACUUUACUCUGGAUAUAAACACUGCCUAUGCAAGACUGAGAGGAAUUGAGCAGGCUGUUCAGAGUCAUGCAGUUGCUGAAGAAGAAGCCAGAAAAGCCCACCAACUCUGGCUUUCUGUGGAGGCAUUAAAAUACAGCAUGAAGACCUCAUCUGCAGAUAGGCGUACUGUCCCGCUGGAGAGUGCAGUUGAGGCUAUCAGAGUCAACUGUUCUGAUAAUGAAUUUGCCCAAGCUUUAACUGCUGCUAUUCCUCCAGAGUCUCUGACUCGGGUUUACAGUGAAGAGACCCUGAGGGCCCGUUUCUAUGCUGUCCAAAAACUAGCCAGAAGGGUAGCAAUGAUUGAUGAAACCAGAAAUAGCUUGUACCAGUACUUCCUCUCCUAUUUGCAGUCCCUGCUCCUAUUCCCAUCACAACAACUGAAGCCACCGGCAGAGCUAUACCCUGAGGACAUAAACACAUUUAAGUUACUGUCAUAUGCCUCCUAUUGCAUUGAGCAUGGUGACCUGGAGCUGGCAGCAAAGUUUGUCAAUCAGCUGAAAGGGGAGUCCAGACGAGUGGCACAGGACUGGCUGAAGGAAGCUCGAAUGACCCUAGAAACUAAACAGAUAGUGGAGAUCUUGACAGCAUAUGCCAGUGCUGUAGGAAUAGGAACCACUCGAGUGCAACAAGAGUAAGGUGUAGGAAGAGUUGUGUAACGUCCUAUUUCAUUUCCAAGGAAAUCAGCAGUGAUGUAAGGGUUUGCAACAAGGGUCCCAGAAUUGUCUAGAACAGGUUACAGUCCUGUGCUAAAUGUUAACACCUGUUGCAUUAUCGUUCCACUUGCUAUCGUGUCUGUGAACUCCAGGAGUGCUUCCUUUGCAACUUGUAUAACAUUUCCUGUUUUUCAGGUUUUACUGAUCAGGCUUGUGAGCCAAUCAAAAUAAUGUUUGUGAUCCCUACUCUUGAUUCUGCCCUUGGAGUAAACUGAAUAAAGCAACAUGAUGAAAACUGAAUACCUUAUCCCUUUUCAGAAAGUACCAUUUCCAAUUUGUCAUAUGAGCAGAAAACUCGAGAAGCAGAAGUAGGAACUUCUGUCCAGUUUCCAGGCUGUGAACGAGUCACCAGAAGUCCAAGGCCUGCUUCUUGGCUUUUGAAUGUUUGGGUGAAUUGAUUUCUGCUGGUUGAAUCGAGAGGGAUGUACAAGCCUUAAAACGCCAGUGUAGUUAUAGCUGGAGAUACAUUUUAGUGGUUUGAAGGCAUGAGGAAUUAGCUUGCAUCCCAAACUUUUUUUACUGCCACCCACAGGAAAAACCUACUUUUUAUUGUGACCCAGCACACACACAUCUAUAUGCAUCUACAUAAAGCAGUUCUCAAACCAUUCCUACUCAUGCUGUUUUCUAAUACUUGGGUGGAGGUAGUGAUUCUGAAAUCUGACUGAAGGAAUCGAAUUAAUUUUGUGUUUUUCAUUUGGACUGCUCUAAGACCCAGAUAAUUCUCAGUUCCCCUUGCUAAAGACUAGAACAACGCAUACUGGGUAAACAUUAAUUCCUACCUGUUGACUUUAUUUUUACUCCUUAAAAAUUACCAUCUCUAAGUAAAAACAUUGCCGGUUUUUUAAUUAAAAUUUUGUGGGGGUUAUGUGUUCAUAAGAUUACUAAGGAGCCACUCUCCCCUCUCCAAGCAAUGUAUCUGCAUAUCAUGAGGGAGUUAGUUUAUGUUUCUGGUAAGUGUACAUGUGUAGAUUCAGAUCUCUGCACACCAUUCACCUUGUUUUUUGAUUUGGGGGUACAGUACGUAUGUCCAUCUUUGGCCUGAGAUGAUGUUAAUGCUCGAGUUCCCUUGCAAAUAGAUAAAAUACACUGAGUUUCUCUGAUGGGCGCUCCUGCUUUGUGAACUGCCCUUGAUCUCCCAAGGAAGAGGCACACUGGGCACUAACUGGAGGUUAGGAAAUUUUAUGUGGAGAUAACAGGCUGUUCUGAAUUCAGUCUUUCUUUCCCUUUGGAAUGACAUGAAAUUGCAAAAUACAUUUACUUGCAAACCUAAACUUACAUAUUUGUUAUAUUAGAAGUGAGUGUAAUUAACAUUUUAUUCACAGAAAAAUCUGAAGAGAUUGCCAGAAAAUCUAAUUUCUCUUGGAGUCCUGAGAGCCUCCCUUCAGAUGUGAUUAUUUGAGUUUACCAGGAGUGAUUGAUCUUAGCUUAACAAAAUAAGACAAAAAUAACAGCUGGUUCUCAAAUAUUAGUACACAGUUCUAACAAAGCUCUGCACCCCCAUUACUAAUUAGGAAAUGGGAUGAUACUGUCAGACCUUGUUUUUCCUCAUGCCUAGUCCAGCUCAGUCUGCCUGAGGUAUCCUCUACAGCCCUUAAAGUCAAAAGGGAUCUCAGCUCUACAUCAAGGAGAUGAAAUGCAAAGAGCCAAGUUGGGGGAAAGGUACAGUACUGGGAAGUUAGGGAAGAUCAGUUUCACUUCAGCUUAUUUCUUUUGAGGCAGGCUACUUUGUAUUAAAUCAUUUGGUCUCUUAAAGGUUCUGGAUAAAGUAGUCUCCAAGUCCUAAAUAGGUUGUCCCACCAGUUUUAAAGUAACUUGCCUUAACUUGGUACAGAAAAUAUCAUUUGAGUUAAAAGGAAAAUAAAAAGGCUUACAUGUCAAGUUAUCUUCAUCAGGCCCAGUGAUCACCAUUCCCACUGGUCUAGGCUUCUUUCCAUUUGAUAUAUCUGGUGCGGGGGGGGGCUGGUGUGUCACUGGCCAUUUACAGCUCUUACCCAUGUGGUGGGGUAACCUUGGUUUCUGUCGCUUGGUUAAGUUUAUGGAAUGGGUUCUGGAAGAGUUCUGAGGCAAGAGACAGUAAAGGGGCCAUUGUUACAGGAACUACUCCAUCAGUGUACCAGCAGCAAAGUCUAGGUUGUCAUGGGAAAAAAUUGUCAUCACCUUUAUUCCUCUUGGACGUUCUUAGUUUUCAAGUCUUAAAUAUUGCUAAGCUCUGAAAAUACGUUCUUGGGGUUGAUCCCCAGCAUUACUAAAUCAUCUGAAAAGUCCACAGCAGGUUCAUCUGGACAGUGCUUUGUAAUAGGCCCAAACCUGGGCCAGGCUGAAGGCUUAUUCACUGCCCAGAUCUUGUGUACCUUUUCAUUGUCCUGUAUCCUAGCAGAUAGCUUUACAUCAACCAAAUCAAGCAUACCCUUUUUGCUAGUAAAAUUCCAUUUCACCUUUAAAGUCUUAAGAGAUUUUAUAAAACUGGCCCUGCCCAUCCAUGCUAGAGAUUCCACCUCAUAGCACAUACCAUUUCAGUGCUUUCUAAACUGUUUUCACCAUGACCAACAGUAAAGUCUGUAUCAUCUGGUAUACUUAGGCAUGUGUUACCUGUAUGCACACAUCUGUGCUGCAAUGUGAAAAUAUAUCACAAAUGUUACAGAACUGCACCUAAUCCAUUUUAUUAAAAAGAAAUCAUGGCCACUACCCACAAAAACUGGUAUCGGUCUCUACAGCCCAAAAAGAUUAAACACUACCCUCUUUUAUAGAAUAUGGGCACAUAACUAGUGAUCUAACCUCCGGGCCUAGUUCUUGGUGUGGCAUCUACACAGUGAAGGCUACCAGACAAAAAGUUUUAAGGUCCAUGGAACUUUUGCAGAGGUGGCACUCAAUAUCCAGUUGGCAUCUACUAUGACCUAGGUUCCAGAUUUGAAUUUGAUUCUAAAGCCAUUUAGGAACUUUCAAUGUUGUUGAGCCUUUCCCUUGACUAUAAUAAUAUCCAUUUUAGAGUCCUCAAAUGUUCUACUGAACCAGAAAUCUAGUUUCUAAGGAGUUCCAUACAUUAGAAUCUAAUUCUGAGGCAACAGUGAACAACUUAUUCCAUAUAUAUUAAGACUGCUCCCUUCCCAUUGCAGGAGAGUCCUUACUGCCAUCUGCAGGAGAGUCCUUACUGCCAUCUGUUCUUUUGAUAUUCUGGUUGUUCUUGCUCCUUUUACAAAAGUUAUUCAGAAAUCACUUCACUAGCUUCAGUCCCCACUUUACAAAAGGCUGCCUUUUGAUUUUUUAACAUAUGAUUGUUUAUAUGCUGCCAAUGCUGAGACCUUGUGGCAUCAUUAAAACAUUAUAUCCCUUUUUAAUCCUGAGGCUUUUCAAAACUUGAUUCUAACUGGAUCUGAGUUAUAGCUCAAAAAUUUCCUCCCCAAAAAUCUGAAUGAAUGUUUCAUUCAGGUUAUAAAUAAGUUUCUCCGGUACAAACAGCUGAGAAGUCUUAUUCUGCACUGUUCUUCUAGAGCAGACCUUAAAAACUUACGGGUCCUGAAACACCAAGCCGCCACUUGUUUUAAUAAAUGCCUUUUAGGAAUAUAGUACUAGAGAUGUAUGAACGUGAAGAAAGUAGGGAGACUGUAGAUGGUUAGCAACCAGACUACACAAAGUGAGAAAAAGCACCAACACUGAGAAACAGUCCACUUUAACAUUUCAUAAGAAAAAACUAUCUGUACAGGUUUAUGACCAGAGGUAGGAACCUGAGAAAUUAAGGAAAACUGGAGGUGGAAUUGGAAUACGGACAUACACCUGAAGGCACAGCUGGAACUAAAAGCAAAAAUGUGGCAUAGAAAAGCAUCUUUUACUGACAGAACAUGCUGAAGACUAUGGUCAGAUAAGCAUAAACACAAGACAAUGGACAUAUCCUGUAGGCUUCAAUUUUUCUCAGAACAGUUCAAGGCAGGU